AAUGUACUUAUGUACCUACAUUAUCACUAUCAGUUUAAUUAUGGAUAAUUAGUAUUGCACAAUAUUCACGACCACUCAUAAAUAUUAUUUUUUAGAUAUAAAUUAUUUUGCGUGCAUUUUUAAUUACUUGGUAAGCCUCUCACUUUUUGUUCAUUUAUUAACUCAACAUCUUGAAGUUCACGCUUUCGCUAGUUGUAUUUUAUUAUUAGUUAAUAAAAGUGUACAACUACUGAAGAUAUGGAUAUUUACGAAGUGUAUGUAAAAGCAGUGUCGUUUGCUGCAGGUUGUGCAUCCACCGCAAUGAUGUUAACACCUUUGUUAGUAUGUAAGGAUAUUGUGAAGAAAAAGACAUCUGACCACGUUAAUUUAUCUACAUUUGUUGGUGCACUUUUUAGGAGUUCACUAUUUUAUCGACAAGGUUUCAUCUUGAAUUUACAAACAGUGAUGUUUGUUCAUGGAAUGGGACUAUUAAUUAAUACAUUAUACUUAGCGCUUUAUUGGUACUAUUCAAAUAAAAAAACUUAUGUAAUAAAAACAGUUUUUAAGACGGCAUUAUUGAGUUCAGUUUUCUUGAUUUAUUCAUUUAUAGAAUCAACAGAUUUAGUUGUGACAAGAUUCCCAAUUAUGGUAUCGUUCAUACACCUGUCACUAAUUGGUUGGCCAUUACUAUCCAUUAGAGAAACUAUAAGAACAAAAAAAUGGUCUGGACAUCCUAAGCCAAUUUUGAUAAAUUCAAUUGUUCUUUGUAUUUUAUGGCUUUUAUAUAGUGUCAACAUAAAAAACGUUAUAAUUUUUACUCAAUGUUCAGUAGCACUGAUAUUAAGCUCAGCUCAAUUAGGAUUAUGGGCAAUAUAUCCAGCAGAAAAAAUUCAAAGCAAUAAAAUGGAAAAACAUGAAUGAUUACUGUUGUUAUAGUUUUACAAUUUUUUGUUAUAAUUUUAAUAAUUAUUUGUUUUCAUAAAAUUAAAAUAAAAUAUUUUUUUAACAAUGUUUACUAUAAAUCAACUCCUUAAUUUUGUCCAACGCAUAUCGUAAAUAAAACAAUAGAAGGUAGA
Molecule: messenger RNA, 1055 nt
Organism: Diuraphis noxia (Russian wheat aphid)
Lineage: Eukaryota; Metazoa; Arthropoda; Insecta; Hemiptera; Aphididae
Product: sugar transporter SWEET1-like
Biological process (GO): carbohydrate transport
Cellular component (GO): membrane
Molecular function (GO): sugar transmembrane transporter activity
Source: RefSeq, a predicted model, not a curated record